Molecule: messenger RNA, 3293 nt
Organism: Hyaena hyaena (striped hyena)
Lineage: Eukaryota; Metazoa; Chordata; Mammalia; Carnivora; Hyaenidae
Gene: TANGO6
Product: transport and golgi organization 6 homolog
Exons: 18
Coding region: 1-3279 (1092 amino acids)
Biological process (GO): protein secretion
Source: RefSeq, a predicted model, not a curated record
AUGGCGGUCCCCCGACAGGUCGCAGGCAGCGGGGCUCCGGCAACGUGCGGUCUGGAGAGCAUUCUGGAGGCGCUGCAGCUGCUGCUGAGCCCGGGAGCAUCGGACUCAAGUUCACUACAGAUCACAAAACAUGAUGUCCUUUUGGCGACUUUAAGCUCCAACCUGUCUGCUUUGGAGGACAAAUUGCUGAAGGAUCCUCACUGGACAAAAUUGAAACUCCUAAAGGAUGAAAUUGCUAAUAAGGCAGAAUGGCCACAAAACUCUGUGGACGUCACCUGGAGGUUUACCUCGCAAGCCUUGCUGUUGCUGUUGUGCUUGAAGGAAAGCAUGAUCCACCUUGCAGCUGAUUUCAAUCCCGGCAAACCCAACCCGAGGACUCCGGAAGCCGCUCCUGCCCUGAGCCCAGAUACGCUUAGUAUCUCGCAGCAGAAGACUGUCCAGUCAGUGUUGCAGUUUGUUGUCACCUUGGGUGUCUGUCCGUAUCUCAUGCCUGGCGUUGGAGUCCCUUUGAGAUGCAGGACUGAGUUUGGCGCCGUUGUUCAGGAUGUGGUGUGUCUCACGGCUCCUCCCGAAGCGACCCGGAGGCUGUUCACCAGCUGCAGGGUUCUUCUAAAUGUUGCGCAUCACACAUCCCUGGGGAGCUUGAUCUUCUGCCGCCAUUUUGGGGAUAUUGCUGCUGGUCUGUGUCAGCUGGGAUUCUGCCCAACCAAGAGAAAACCAGGAAAACCUGAGGAAGAGGUUUUAACGGAAGAAGAAAGAACCUUUUCUAGACAGGCCUUGAGAGACAUCUUGGAUCAAGUGUAUCAACCAUUAGCAGUCCGAGAAUUACUUAUCCUCCAGGGAGGACCACCCCAGUCCUGCACAGAUGAGAAGACACAAGUUAGGUGUCGGGCCCCAGCUUGGCUUCGGCGUCUAUGUGGGCAGCUGCUCUCCGAAAGGUUGAUGAAGCCCAGUGGUGUUCAGGCAGUAGUCCGGGGCAUUCUGGAAGGAGCAGGCGCCGGGGCGGCUGGUGGGAGUGACGCAGAGGCAAUGGCUGCUGACUGGAAGAAGUGUGACCUGAUUGCAAAGAUCCUAGCCUCUUGUCCCCAGCAGUCUUUCUCGCCAGAGGAUUACUAUAGGGAUAUCUGCCCCCAGAUUCUAGAUUUAUUUCACUUUCAAGAUAAAUUGACAGCACGACAGUUUCAGAGAGUUGCCACCACUACCUUUAUAACUAUGUCGAGAGAACGCCCACAAUUGGCUUCGAAGUAUUUGCUUGAGCCAGUGCUAGCCCCUCUCCAUCGAUGUUUAAACGCCGCAGAGAUUCCAGAGAGUGACAUGGUGCCAGGGACCAUUUUGGUGACAGAAGAAGAACUUAGCAGAUGUAUUGAGGAUGUGUUUAAGGUGUACGUGGUCGGGAACGAACCUUUGACGGUUUUAAUGGAUUCCCUGUUUCCAGUCUUGGGCGUGCUUUUCUCCCUAUUCUGUUUUACUAAGCAGAGCGUGUCUCACAUAAGGUCACUUUGCCAAGAGAUCUUAUUAUGGAUUCUGGGAAAGCUGGAGAGGAAGAAGGCAAUUGCCAGCCUGAAAGGAUUUGCAGGAUUGGACAAGUCUGUGUCCCCUCUUCCUUCUCUGUGUCAGUUUAGAGCAGCCACUCAAGGUGGCAUCAUGAUUACCAUCAAAGAGAUCAUUUGUGACGAAGAUGAAGAUGAAGUCUUGUACCAGAAGGUGUCCUCAGAGCAGUGCCAGGUAGAGCAACUUGGGGACUUAUUAUCCCACUGCCAGGAGUGUGGUUUGGCAGGUGACUUCUUCAUCUUCUGCUUGCAGGAGUUGACUCAUGUGGCCAUGGAAAAUGAAGCGGAGUUAGAAACAAAACCCUUCUCCAGCAAAAGCUUCUUGGAGUUAGAGCAGCACCAAACUCGUGUGGAAGGUCAGGGGCAGAAGCUGCAGGUUCUACAGCUGUUGGCCGUUCUGUGCGAGAGGAUGUCUGAGCAGAUAUUCACAAAUAUCACCCAGGUUGUGGACUUUGUCGCAGCAACACUGCAGCGAGCGUGCGCAAGCUUGGCCCACCAGGCAGAGAGCACCGUGGAAUCACAGACGCUGAGCAUGUCCAUGGGGCUGGUGGCUGUCAUGCUGGGAGGAGCUGUUCAGUUGAAGUCCAGUGAUUUCGCCGUCCUGAAGCAACUGAUGCCUUUGUUGGAGAAGGUCUCUAAUGUGUACCCUGACCCUGUCAUCCAAGAGCUCGCUGUUGAUCUCCGCAUCACCAUCUCUACCCAUGGGGCCUUUUCCACCGACGCUGUCAGUGUGGCUGCCCGAAGUACCCUGAACAGAAAGGAUCCAGAAGGGAAAACAGAAGAGCACCCACAAAGCAGUCAUGAAAAGAACACUAAUGAGUCUGACCUCGAGCAACGGCAAAGCCGUGAGAAAUGCAGGCAAACAGGCCUGAAAUCACAUGCUCCACCCAUUCCUCAGGAGGUCGGUGGGCCCAGAACUACUACAAACCAGAAAUCUGGAAGCAUAACCACAGACCAACUCCAGGAGGUUCUUUUAUCAGCUUAUGAUCCUCAGAUUCCAACGCGGGCUGCUGCUCUGCGAACUCUUUCCUGCUGGAUAGAGCAGAGAGAAGCAAAAGCCCUUGAGAUGCAAGAGAAGCUUCUCAAGAUAUUCUUGGAGAACUUGGAACAUGAAGACACCUUUGUAUAUCUGUCUGCUAUUCAAGGGGUUGCCUUGCUCUCAGAUGCGUACCCUGAGAAAAUCUUGCUUGGCCUGUUGGCUCAGUAUGAUGGUGGUAAAGACAAGCACACGCCAGAGACCAGAAUGAAAGUCGGGGAAGUCCUGAUGCGAGUUGUCAGAGCACUAGGGGACAUGGUCUCAAAGUACAGAGAACCUUUGAUCCACACAUUCCUGAGGGGAGCAAGAGAUCGAGAUAGUGCUCACAGGGCCAGCAGCUUAUCUAACCUUGGAGAAUUGUGCCGGAGGCUGGACUUCCUGCUGGGCUCUGUGGUUCAUGAGGUAACAGCUUGCCUGAUUGCUGUGGCUAAAACAGACCACGAAGUUCAAGUGCGCAGAGCUGCCAUCCAAGUGAUUGUGCUGCUGUUUCGGGGUCUCAGCCAGAAAGCUACUGAAGUGCUGAGGGAUGUCCUUAAGGAUCUCUACCACCUGCUGAAACACGUGGUGCGUGUGGAGCCCGAUGAUGUGGCCAAGCUCCAUGCCCAGCUGGCCCUUGAAGAGCUGGAUGAGAUAAUGAGAAACUUCCUCUUCCCACCACAGAAGCUGGAGAAAAAGAUUGUGGUCCUGCCGUAGACCUGGCUCAACGG